AUGAUUGUUAUAGAUUUAUUUGCUUUACCAGGUGAAGGAACAGACAACAUUUAUUUUUGGGUUGAUCCAACUCGUACAAUAUUAACUGGCAAAGUAAAUAUCGGAGCAUUUCGUACAUAUGCAGAAGGAUAUAAAGCUGAAAAUGAAAUGAUUGAUUAUCAAGCAAUAUCAUUAAAUAAAACCCAAGAUUUUGGUGUUCAUUAUAAAAAAUAUUAUCCACUUGAAGCAUCUUUUUUCAAAUCGUCACUUGAUAAACGCCUACUUGAACAUUUAUGGAAUCGAUAUUGCGUUAGCACAUUGAGUACAUCAGCAUUGUUAAAAAAUGCAGAUUAUAUAACUGGUCAAAUCAAUCAUGUAGUUAAUAAACUUGAACAAGCAAAAAGACAUUUAGGUCGAAUAAGUUUUAGACCAUUACUGGAGCAAGAUAGAAAACAAGAUGAUAUAUUAGCUAAAGCUGCAAAAGAUUCUACAGAGACUGCUAUAGAAGUAAUUAAUUCUUUCAUGUCACAAUUAAUCAAACAAAGUCUAUUCAAUUAA
Molecule: messenger RNA, 537 nt
Organism: Rotaria sp. Silwood1
Lineage: Eukaryota; Metazoa; Rotifera; Eurotatoria; Philodinida; Philodinidae
Source: the annotation of a GenBank genome assembly